Paralichthys olivaceus (Japanese flounder) is the source of this 2438-nucleotide messenger RNA. RefSeq names its product transmembrane protein 45a (gene tmem45a). The record is from RefSeq and is a predicted model, not a curated record. Lineage: Eukaryota; Metazoa; Chordata; Actinopteri; Pleuronectiformes; Paralichthyidae.
CAGCGCGGCCUGGUGACGCCAGCUCCCACCAGUCACCCAAUGGGAGAGUUCACUGGUGCACUUAAAAAAAAGUGUGAGGAGUCGGAAAAAUGAGAAAAGCGGAGGCAGCGGAGUGUGAGGCCUGGAGGAGACACACCACUGAUGUUUGUUCCUCAUUUCACUGAAGAUCACUGCACAUCUCACCCUGUUUCUCCCGGAGCAUGAUUUUCAAUGAAGACAAGAACAGGAUGCUGUGAUUUUCCUGGUUGAAUUUACUCACUGCAACUUUUACUCUCCAUUAACAAACACUGGGAGCUGUGAGUCAUGGGAAGCUUCAAGGGCCACGCUCUCCCUGGGAGCUUCUUCCUUGUUGCUGGGCUCUGGUGGACAGCAAAGUACUCGCUCUGGCACGCCACCCGCAGGAACAAGAACGUAGGUUCCACCCGAUUUGCCAGCAGAGCCUCGCAGCGCCGCCUGGAGAUCAUUGAAAGCUCUGUCAUAGUCUUCUUCUCUUUUUUUGGGAUGCUGGCAGAGCAGUUUUUUGCAGGUGGACCAAAGCUCCAGUUGUACGACUUUGCAGAGAAACACUGGGAACAUCUGAUGAACUGGCAGCAUGCAACCAUGUACCUCUUCUUUGGCCUGGCUGGGAUAGUGACUUUGAUUAUCCACACCACAGAGGCUUUCCCACUGACUCUGGACAGGUUAAUGCUGGCCAUCGCUUUCUUUAAUGAAGGAUUUCUUUUUUUCUACCACCUCCAUGGGAGAAGUAUGCUGGAUGUCCAUGUUCAUCAGCUGCUGCUCUAUGCCAUCUUUGGAGAGGCUCUUGUUGCUUUCCUGGAGGUCUUCCACCGAGGCAACAUCAUUCUGGAGCUGGUGCGGUGCAGCCUCACUGUCCUGCAGGGCACCUGGUUCUGGCAGAUUGGCUUUGUGCUGUACCCUCCCAGUGGCUCUGAGUGGGACAUGAAGGAUCACAACAACAUGAUGUUCAUCACCAUGUGUUACUCGUGGCACCUCGCCUUCGCCAUGCUCAUUGUGGGUUUGCUGUACUGCACCGUCAGCUGUGGGGUUCGCUCCAGAUUGAAGAGGACUCCUCCCAUGGAAAUGGGGCUCCUGAAGCCAAGAGAGAGGGACCCAGAGUCAGAGGAUGAGAUUUUAUGAAGAGGACUGUUGUUCAACUUCACUGUGAUUUGUGUCACAGUUGAAUCAGGGAUAUAAUGUUUGCAGCAAUACAGCUAGAAGCAAGGCAUUCAAACAAGAAAGGGACGAGGACAUGUGCUUUACUUAAGAAAUAUAUCCUACCUCUGCCUUAUUUAAUCAACUGUUCUUACUAUUAUUGUUCAUCAAUGUUUUUUUAGCCAUGGCCUAUAGAAUACAAUAUAUCUUUAUCGUCCAUAUCUUUAUUGUUGGUGGAAUUUGUCUUUGAAAAAUGUCAUGUCAGUUUAUGUGGCUAAAUGUCAUUGGUCACUAUUGAUACUGUUGGCACUUGGGAUGAAUGACUUCUUAAAUACAUUUUUGGUUGCUACAAUGACUCUAUAGCGCCUCCCGGAGCUCAAACUGGCUGAACAGAGGAUGGGAGCUAUCUGCUUUACUUUGCAUAUAUUCUGCCAUAUUCUUUUUUAUUAUUAGUUUUCACAAGUUUUAUCAAUUGCAUGCUUUUCAUUUGACUAGCCAAACGUUUCUUGUCAGAAAUGUUGGUGUUCAGUAGUGCCACCUUGUGGUGAAAACAGUGAUAACCAUCAGUAUCAGUACCCAUCAGUACAGCAUACAUUACUUGAAAGUGUUUGUGUUUCAUUAAGAUAAUAAAUUGAGUCACAUGUGAGUUAAACCCAAAGCCAAACAAUAAAUUAUUUAUGUUUAAUUUUUGCUGUUUGAGAUGAAUACAGACUAAAUUAUUAUUGCUGUUGUUGUAAAUGUCUUUAUUUGUUUAUUCAGUGUGGAUAAAUGUUGAACAGUGUCUUUGUGUAUGGACUUUCUGCUUGUCAGUGGAAGCUAACACAGUGUUCUUAUCAUACAGGUCCUACCAUUUGAAUAGUUAUCAUUGAGUUAUUUACAGAAAUCGUGUUUUUUUUUCUUCCAGUCGUGACACCUCAAAACAUAAACCAAAUAAACCAAAUGAUCACCCAUGAAUCACAUAAUCAUCCCAGCUGAAGGUAGCCAUUUUAUCGCACUGGCUCCUCCUGCCCAUUCCAACAGCACAACACAUUCUGCAUCACUGGCAGCAGGCGUCUACAAAGAUCUUAUAUGUGGAAGAAGACUUAUCGCUGAAAAAAAGGUGGCCCAUGCCAGAUGGCACUGGAAUGGACAGUGAUGUAUACAUUUCUGCAAAUGUCAAUUGUGAAAUAAUUUUGUAUUGGCACUGCAACUAAUCACUGAUGUUGUUUAAGCUUCUGGUUAUUAUCCUGUAACUCCAAUGUUUUAUCAAUAAGAUAUUAUGAAAUACACAUUUAUCAUUGCAGAAA